AUGCGACAAAACGAGAACUUGGUUGGAGAAAAAGUUAUAUUAGUUCCAUAUAGGCCCGAACAUGUACCUAAAUACCAUGAAUGGAUGCAAUCACCAUUUCUUCAGGAAAUGACUGCAUCAGAACCAUUAACACUUGAACAAGAAUAUGAGAUGCAAAGGUCUUGGCAUGUCGACGAAAACAAAUGCACAUUUAUAGUAUUGGCAAAGCCGGAGAUAUCACAUGAAUUAACAAAUCAAGAAAUAAAAUCGGCAGAAAUGAUUGGUGAUGUGAAUUUAUUCUUUAAUGAUAAUGAUGAUCCGAAUGUCGCCGAAAUUGAAAUCAUGAUAGCAGAACAAUCAUAUCGUCGAUUAGGUUUAGCAAAGAAUGCUUUAUUGUUAAUGUUUCAUUAUGCGAUAAAUGAAUUAAACGUAACAAGAUUUUUAGCAAAGAUUUCUACAAACAACCAACCAUCAAUACAACUAUUUACAAGAAAAUUCGGGUUUGUGGAAAUUAGCUUUUCCAAAAUUUUUAAAGAACAUUCUUUGGAAUUGAAUGUUAGUGAAGAAAUUAGGAAAAAGUUUGAUGAUAGCACAAGAGGCAAAUUUGUUACGAGAACUUACGAUUGA
This is a messenger RNA of Funneliformis caledonium, 606 nucleotides long. Lineage: Eukaryota; Fungi; Glomeromycota; Glomeromycetes; Glomerales; Glomeraceae. The record is from the annotation of a GenBank genome assembly.